Molecule: messenger RNA, 10876 nt
Organism: Anguilla anguilla (European eel)
Lineage: Eukaryota; Metazoa; Chordata; Actinopteri; Anguilliformes; Anguillidae
Gene: esrrb
Product: estrogen-related receptor beta
Exons: 8
Coding region: 3815-5116 (433 amino acids)
Biological process (GO): regulation of DNA-templated transcription
Cellular component (GO): nucleus
Molecular function (GO): nuclear steroid receptor activity; sequence-specific DNA binding; DNA-binding transcription factor activity
Source: RefSeq, a predicted model, not a curated record
UGCAUGUUUUUCAUUAUUUGAAUUGAAUUAGGUAAAUGCAUUUUUCAUUGCUUUGGACACUGGUGAAAAGAUGCUUCAGCAACUUAUAUGCUUGGAAGAUAAACGGUUGCACUGUACACCAGAUAAGAUUAUUCUUUGGAGCGAAUCAUAAUUCUGUAAACUAUUUAAAAUUUAUGGCACCUCAAACAGAUGUUAAAAAAUUACAGAAAAGAGAACUCAUUCAGUGACAAUAAAAAAAACCAAAAACAAAAAAAAAAUAAACCAAACCACCAGUAUGCUGAUGUUAACCCUUGCUUGGCCAGAGGGAACCAAUUCCAUUUAACUCAUUAACUCUUCAGAUGAGCGUAUUGUAAUCUUCUUUGUGUUUAACACUGAUCUGGAUUACAGAGCUUCUGCACUGCUUCGCACUCUUCAGCAACACUGCUGUCCAAAUGCUCGUCUUCAUACGUCUCAGUCUCGCUCUUGCGAGCUCGUUGGCUACAAAUAGAUAUAAAAUACGCAAUUUAACCCGUCGAGUGUGUUGCAUUUUUUUCUUAAAUGGCUGUGUGUUCAUACAACUGCAUUUGCGAGUUUGAUCAAUAUUGUCUUAAAAAAAAAGAAAAAACCUCUUUUGCUUUUUCUUUUUUAUAAAAAUUGGCAUUGAAUUAUUAUUUUUUUUGUGUUAAUCUAUCGCUGCAUUUGCCUACUUUCCAAUUUAAUUUGCAUUUCAAAUUUUAUUGAAUGCCUUUUACACAUUGUAUUCCUAAAAACCCACUGGACAGUGGCUGUUUGCCAUUUUACGACUCAAGUUCCUUUUGCAGGCAUAAUGUAUAUGAACAACAAUGCAAUAAUGCUCUUUACAAAUAAGAAAAAAAAUAUUUAAAAUUUGUAGUAGUAAUAAUUUGAACCCAUAACACAUUUAUAUUAUUAUUUAAUUGCAGUACCUUCUCAAAUGAGUUAUAUCAGCAACAUAUGUGUAUUUACAGAAGUGAACAGCUAAGAUGAUCUAAAAUGCUAUUAUUUUUCCUGUUAUUUGCUGAUGGAUGAUGGUACGCUACCAUUUUGGAACUCGGGCGCCUUCUCAUUAAAUUAAUCAUUCAGUUAAUUACUGGGGUUUAAUUAGCUAACCCAAAAGUCUGCCAGCAUUUUUUUCUUCAAUCAGAAACUCAGUUUAACACAGAAGAUUAAAUCUGAAAACCAACGAUAAUGUAUAAAUUGUACAGAUAAUGACAGAAAAGGAAUUCCUUUAUAUACACCAGUUAUUUUAAUGAUGAGCUUGCUAGUCAUUUAAAUAUGAAAUCAUCUUGAAUUUAAGUAUUAGGAUGUUGCGAUUUCGGUGUUUGAUUUCAAAUUUUAGGCAAAAUUACAGUAUUGUGUGUAUGGUUCAAAAAUAUGUUCAAAAACCAGUGUUGUUAUUUUGAUACCAAAUAUAAAUUAUAUAUUGUAGAAAGAAAUGUACACAUCACGUAUCAGUGGAUCUAGGACAACUAGUGUACAUUCACACAUUUUACAGAAAGAAAUGGAAAGGAACAAAUGGGUAGAGAGAAUGAAAUUAAUUGUAAAUGUUGGGGGAAAUAUAUGAAGAGAAUGUGUAAAUGUGUACGUGUGUAGACUUGUAUGCACAGCAUGGUCGCUUACCCUACAACCAAUGCAAUUUGUUUCACAUGUUAAAAAUGUAAAUUUUUCAAAUAAUUUGUAUCAGCAUUCAUUACUUUUCAAAUGGAUUAAUUAAAUGCAUGAAAUGUAUAUUUUUAAGUAUUUAGCAUGCUGAAUUUGGGGAAUGGCAUACCGUAAGAGUGCAUUCUGUACAAAUUAUUAUUUUGCUUUGCUUUAGCAAUGUCAUUUUGGAAAUGUGCGAGUAUAUUUUCAAAUGAUGUGCAUUAAUUGUUUAAUACUGGUGGUUUGUAAACAGGAUAUUUCAUUCACCAUUUUGUGAAAAUAGAUAUGAUCCAUUGAAAGUAUGGAACCAGAAGUAGAUACUAAUGCCAUAUUUGCUGUCUCGUUUAAAGCCAGUUGAAGUGUUUUUCCAGGCACUUGCAUGAAAAGAAUAAAUCACACUAGAUUUGAGCUGUAAUGGUUCAUUUUCAAGGCUUUUAAUCAAUGGAUGUGCAAGAAAGAUUAAAUUACGCAUUUUAUUUGAUUAUCAAAGAGUGUAGGGAACAUUGAUUAUCAAUAAAUAAAUCUGCCAAGAGACAGUAUCUGUCUUUUGUUGUCUAGCUGUGUUUACUUUAAAAUCUCAAAUAAAUAUUGUUUAAUUACAAAGGGCAGCAUUCUGUUCAAAUUAUUAUUUUUUAUGCAGGUGAAUAUCUUGGUUUUUAAAUGAAACCUGUCUAAACUCUAAAGCCUACUAUUUGCCUUUAAAUUAAUGGAAUUAUUUCAUUUGAUCUUUUUGUUAAAGGCAUUUUGAAAGUGAAUUAUAGAAAUGUGUGAUAAGUGAGUGUAAAAAUACUGAUUUAAAAUGUACUAUAAAAGUAUGGAAUAUAUCAGUUGUGUUUUUAAUAUUGGUGAGACCAGCAGUGGGUUUUUCCUGGCUAAUGUGAGGUAAUGCAGUGCUGUGAUUGAUGGGCAGCUCAAUGUGUCGAGUUUGUCUCUUUUGCUGUGGAAUACUAGUGUUUAGGCAGCAUUUUCAGUUCUCUUGCCUGCAAUGGAAAAUGCUCUGUUGCUUGCCGUGAUCCGAACAGGGGGUUAGCGGAAGCUGUGUUCUUUAUUUAAUUAACACGGCAUUGGCGUGAAUUCAGCACACUGCGUAUAGAUUGACCUGUGGGUUCACGACCCCCUAAACCUCGAAUUAGAAUGAAACACCGAGUGCAUUUAUUAUAGAAAAUUUCAUUUUUUGGUUUACUAAAUGGAAUUAAAUUAACUUCUUUUUAAAAAUGCGGUGCAAGAGCGAAUAUGGUGAAGCAUGCGAUGUCAUUGUAAAGCUAUAUGCUGUGUUUCUUUAUACAAAUUAAUUUAUAGAAAUUGUGAAUUUUUGUGCAAAUGAUAGAAAGCUUCUCUCAAUGCCACUUUUUAUCUAACCUUUUCCACUGCUUUGUUUUUUAUGUCAUGUCUUUUGGUGGAGUCUGUAACAAACCUGUCCAAAUAUUGGGACUUCAUUCUGCCGGGUGAUUAUUUUGUAUACUCCUGGGCUGCAGUGCUGUGGCUUCACUCUGAAAUAAGUCACUGCUGAAGAUUGUCAGUUUAAAUGAAUCUGUGCUGGCUGGCGUAUUUGCCCUGCGCGAGAGUGAAUUGAGUUGUGGCUGCUCUCUGUUUCAAACGUCCCUCCGUCUCCACUUCAGGUGCUUUUAUUGCCACAGGACACUUAGGGUCUUUAUCUGUGUCAUAUGCUCCUUUCCCCUUUCAAUAAUUAGAAUGCGUUCAUUUAGGACCGCACCUUUUAAACCUUUAGCUAAUGUGGACUGGCAAAAACUCCACCGGAAUUGUUCGAUUACAGAGCAGGAUUACAGUGAAUGCCUCGCGUUUCGCUGAUAUCCCGCGACAAAAUGCACAUUUUGAACACUUUUCUUUUUCUCUUUUUUCCUUUUUUUUUUCUUCGUCCAUUGCUCUUAUAAUAAGGUUGUCGAAAACCAGGGCCAGACAAUUUCAUUAGUGCAUCUUAAGUUAAAAGCUCUUUGCUCUUUUGACCAAGUGUUUCUGUGUUAUUGGGGUAAUCAGAUUUUUGCCGUCCCGCUGGAGAUGGUAUCGUGGGUGGAAGUAGUAACGAGUAACCAGCACGGCCUCGCACAGACACUAUCCAGAUGGGAUCAGCUGAUGGGGCUUGUUGUCCGAUUCAUUAGAGCGAUUACGCAGUCCGCUGGCCACACUGGACUCCUCUCAUUUCUGGCUGCUGAAUAGAAUGGCCGCUGAUGACCGGCACCUGCCCUCCAGCUGCGGGAGCUACAUCAAGACGGAGCCGUCCAGCCCUUCCUCGGUCAUCGACACGGUCAGCCACCACAGCCCCAGCGGCAACUCGGACGCCAGCGGCGGCUAUGUCAGCACCAUGAACAGCCACUCCAACGGCCUGGACUCGCCGCCCAUGUUCACGCCGGGCGGGAUGGGGGGCGGGGCCUGUCGCAAGCGCUACGACGACUGCUCCAGCACCAUCAUGGAGGACUCUCCCAUUAAGUGCGAAUACAUGUUGAACUCCAUCCCCAAGAGGCUGUGUCUGGUCUGUGGAGAUAUUGCGUCGGGGUAUCACUAUGGCGUUGCCUCCUGCGAGGCGUGCAAAGCCUUUUUUAAAAGGACGAUACAAGGUAACAUCGAGUACAGCUGUCCGGCCACGAACGAGUGCGAGAUCACGAAACGGAGACGCAAGUCCUGUCAGGCCUGCCGCUUCAUGAAGUGUCUGAAAGUGGGGAUGCUGAAGGAAGGUGUGCGUCUGGACCGCGUGCGGGGAGGCAGACAGAAGUACAAGAGGAGGAUGGACGCCGAGAACACCACCUAUCUCGGCCUCACGCUCCCCCCUCCUGCCAAAAAACCACUUACGAAGAUCGUGUCGCAUCUGCUGGUGGCGGAGCCGGAGAAAAUAUAUGCCAUGCCGGACCCCACGAUGCCCGAAAGUGACAUCAAGGCCCUGACCACGCUGUGCGACCUGGCCGAUCGUGAGCUGGUGGUCAUCAUCGGCUGGGCCAAGCACAUCCCAGGGUUCUCCAACCUGUCACUGGGAGACCAGAUGAGUCUCCUGCAGAGCGCAUGGAUGGAGAUCCUGAUCCUGAGCAUCGUGUUCCGCUCGCUGCCCUACGAGGACGAGCUGGUCUACGCGGAGGACUACAUCAUGGACGAGGAGCACUCGCGCCUGACGGGCCUGCUGGACCUGUACGUGUCCAUCCUGCAGCUGGUCCGCAAGUACAAGAAGCUGAAGGUGGAGAAGGAGGAGUUCGUCACCCUCAAAGCCAUCGCCCUCGCCAACUCAGAUUCCAUGCACAUAGAGGACGUGGAAGCAGUGCAGAAGCUCCAGGACUCCCUCCACGAGGCCCUGCAGGACUACGAGGGCAGCCAGCACCAGGAGGACCCCCGGCGGGCGGGCAAGCUGCUCAUGACCCUGCCCCUCCUGCGCCAGACCGCCACCAAAGCAGUGCAGCACUUCUACAGCAUCAAAGUGCAGGGCAAGGUGCCCAUGCACAAACUCUUCCUGGAGAUGCUGGAGGCCAAGGUGUGACGGACAGAUGGACGGACAACACCGCAGCGGCCAGACACACAGACAGAUGUCUGGAGCGAGGAGGGAGAGCUGCUGCUCGCUGUCACCCGCAGGCUACAGACUGCUGUUUCUUGGAGCCCAAGAAAUUUUUAAAAAAAGAGAGGGAAAAAAAAGAAAGUGAAUGCAGAACUGGGUUAAAAUAUAAAUAUAAAUGAUGCAGAUUAAUUUAAAAUAUAUAACAAAUACUAUGUACAGAGGUAAGAUUUUUUUUGUUGUUGUUUUGUUUAUGGUCUGUGGUCCUAUAUGAAGAACAACCCCCCCUCUCUCUGUCUUCAGGAGGAAGAGCCUCAGCUUCCUGUAAAACUAUGUGCUGCUUCAUUUUUUUUAAAAGAUUUUUUUUCCCGAGUUUUGAGACUGAAGUGUGCAUAUGUGUGUUCUGAUGAAACCGAAAAGCUAGCUAACACGAAGACUUUGUGUGUAACACAACUCAUUUUUGCUUCCUGGACAUUGUCCAGAUGUGUAGAUAUUUAUCACAAUGGAUUAUUCUGUACUCUUAAAAGUCUGGUGCAUUGGAUGGUCAUCUCUCCCUCUAUGUAUCUCUCUAUCUCUAAAAAAAAAAAACAAAAGGAAUAUGCGAGGUCCUUUGAGCCAGACAUCUGUGAACAUACCUCCUCAGUACUUUGUUAAAAGUUUAGUCAAGAGCACUGCGCUGAUUGGUGUUCUCCUGGCUAAGAAAAUAACACAUAACCAGUAACAUGUCUAACCUAAACUAAUAUAGACAGGUAGUGCAGUAAUACGUCUAACCAAUCUAAUGUAGACACAGGUAGUGACUUUACUAUCCAUUAAAUGAGCAAUAAAGGGAGGCUUGGGUUAGCUGGGAUAGGUUUGCUUUCAGUGUUCGGUGACUCACUCAAACUACUUACGGUUUUGGCUCUGCUCCCUGUUGCAGGUGCUCUGCGAUGUUGAUGCACUGUGAGGUUUGUGUGUGCGUGUGUGUGUGUGUGUGUGUGCGUGUGUGUGUGUUCUGGCAAAGGAUAAGCCACUCCGUGCUACAAACGCAAUGUCCUGUUUUCUGUUUCUAUCUUCAAGAACAUGAUCCCCAGGACCAAAUUUUGGCACAUUCACAAGCGCAUAAUCCAUUCUUGAAAAAGGCGUGUGAUUUGAUCAGGUUGACAAGGGAGCGGGGAUCACAGAUAUGACACGGAGUAGUACAGAUCCAAGAGAGUCCGUGUUCAAAAUCAUCAAUGGCCCGUAUAUGAAGGGUGCUAUCUAUCCUAACCCCCAAGAGCAAGGUGCUCUGUCUGCUUCUUUUUAGCUGUUUCUAAUUUAGAAUGAUCCACGCCAAUGAAAGGUGAAUGGCUGGUUUUGCCAAGCUUGGAGCUGCGUUUGUUUUUUAGCGAGAAGGGGAUAGUCACAUGGGCAGCCAGCUUUCAGGGGAGUCAGGCCUGUGCAUGGAGUGGUGUCUGACCCAGUGGGUUACACCAACCAUGUCACACUGGUCUACAUUAAGCAAUGCAGUAGGCAGGAAUUUGGAGAGAGGCACGCAACCACCAGCACGUCCGACACGACAGCCUCUCCCUGAUCUUAUACAAAACUUGAAUAUAUCUUUCAGCCAGGGCGGUGACAUUUCGAGCAAAUGUUAGCUUGACGUCACACCCAGCGCACAAGUUGGCUUCCAUUGUUCCAAAAUGGAAAUGCUGUAGACUCUCUGCUUUUUUUUUCUUUUUUUUUUCCAUUGAGAGGACACGGUGGCGAGGGAAUGCUGGUACUACUGAAGUGAUUCAUGUGAUGAUAUAUAUUGUACAACUGUCCAAUCAGAGACUGCGAUCAAAGGAAUCCCUGUCAUUGUAAAGAGGACAGUGGCCGCUUGGAAUUCCAUUGGUCUGGGAGAUUUCUUCAGUGCACACCAUCAGUGUACUGGGCUUUCAUUGGUCGCCUGGUUGAGAUGAGCAACGCCCCCCCCCCCCCCCCCCCAACCCCCUCGGAACUCUCUAACAACGGCUGUUUCAACAGGUGUUGUCUUCCGGCCACAGACCACUCUAUAGUUUCUAUGUAACCAAGAGGAUGGUGAUAAUGAAACUGGGGUCAUUUUAAUUUCUUAUAUUGUACAAACAUUGUGUAGAAAAUCGGUGUCUAAUCGUAGAAAUAAGAAGUGAUUUCUUUUUCUUCCCCACUAUAAAUAUUUAUGAUGUGCUGUAUACCUUUUUUGGCAGAGGUGUAAAUAGAUGUCUCUGAAUAUUCAUUUACCAGUAUCUGUGAUUUUUUUGUUGUUUGUUAAAAGAAUAGAAAAAAAGGAGAAAGAAAUAUCCCAAAAACUGUGACUCAUUUUUGUUGCUCUAUAUCCUUGAACAGAGCAGAGAGAGAGAGAGAGAGCUGAGCUGAGGGACGGUGAUGACAGAGCAAAUGAGAAAGCUUGCUUUAUUGCUCAAACAACUGACAGAGACAGACAGCAGUUCAGUAAAACCUGAUCUCCACCAUGGUACCCUCCCCAUGAGAGAACACACUGCUAUCCCAGAGGAACCCACAUAAAUCUUUAAUGUGUCAUAGUAACGUUAAUGCAUGUUUAAUUUUAGCUUCGUAUAGCAGAGACCCUACAGAGCUCCCAUUCCCUUGGCCACGCCUGGAAAAUGGCCAGUCUGUACACAGUUUUGACUCCCAUAAUAAAUUAACAAUGCAAAUGUUUCUCAAAAAUAGCUUUUUGAAGGACCCAAGUCUGACUAAACACUUGAAAUCUUGUGAAUAUUUCCUUGUGUAUUGCCAACAACUAAGAACCUUCUGGAAAUUGGCAGGGGCAUCUGGAUUGAUUUGUGAUCGUAUUUAUGAAUAACACUGCUUAUUUACUAAAAUUAUUGAACUAAUUGGGGCCCUGCAUAUUCUGUUUGCAGUAAAAAAAAUAAAUUAAUAAAUACACCUCCUGUUGUACUGUAAUAAAUCUGAAAGGACUUGACCAGAUUUGGUUAUCAAUUGCAUUGGUGGUAGAUUCAGUGCAUACUGUAUUCUAGAUGCUGUUUAUUUGGAUUUUCAUGUGUACCUAACACCAUAUGAUAGCCAGUUAGCAUCACUAUGCUGCAUUAUCUGGUUGUACAAACUGUUUUACUGCAGUAUUAGGCACUGGUGGGUCUACCAACAAAAGACAAGAGAUGUCUUUUCAAACAUCCACCUUAUUUCACUUAUGGCAUAGGACACACAGUACAGUUUUUAAAAAGAUUUCUUGUAAAAUGAUUGUACUUUAAUAUAGCUACAAAUAUUAUCAAAGUGGCUGUUUUCUCCCAAGCUUGUACACAGAGGAAAAAAACGUUACUAUCUUCUGGACAAAUACAAUCACUUACAAGCCCCCACUUAGCAUGAUUCCACUGUCUCAUCAGAUUUCUGUGGAUAGAACCUAAAAAACCUCAGCCCCUCAUUUUAGGCUUGUUUUUUGGGCUUGUUUUUUUACCUUGGUGUUCAUGUCUGGUUCCCAUCAUGUCUUUCUGUAUGUGGCACAUAACAUGUUCAGUUAGUAUUUUCAUUGGCUUUUGGCUGUCCACCGUGUAGGCUUGGCCAGGGAAAUUCAAAACUAUCCUUGGUUUCAGUUUAAGAUCUUUCAGACUACAGAGGUUGACGCACUGCUAGUAUGUGCUCACAAGACCAAUUAUCAUGAUUGUAUAUCAUCUUGUAAUUACCUCACACAAUGCAAGAUCAAUGCUGUUGAGCCGAUGUUUGAUUUCCGUGUUCAUGCACUGGAUUCCAACGGUAAUCAUAGCAAACUUAACAAACUUGUAAGGGCUACAACAGAGGUUCAAUUUGACUGAAAUUGUACUGUGUGUUCUAGCACGUCACUUGAAAGAAGUCCUUCUUGAAGAUGUUUGAGAUGGUUUCUGUUUACCAUUCUUAAAAUCAAAUUGGUUUUAACUACUGACCUUAAAGGGGUGGUUUUUCUAUUAGACUAUAUAUGUGGUGUGUUUAAAGGUCAGUCUCAAGGCCAUGUCUGUCCGAAAUAGAGCUACUGUUGUGUGUCAUCUGUUUAGUUUUUGCUGUGAAAUGCCUCCCACUGCAAUGUACUUCAAUCACUGGGUUAUAACUGUAUUUUUAAUGUGAAGACUGAAGAUCUCAGAGUAUAUCCAUUGCUUUUCCUGUGGAUUUAAUAUGUAUUCUGUCUGGUUUGCAGUCUGCAACCUCUUGUCAGCCUAAACAUUUCAACGCAUUUCAUGCCAAAUUGAUUUGUCUUCCUUUGGAUCCAAAGUACCCUCCGUAGGUCUGGGGAGUUAAAUUAUUAUUAUUAUUAUUAUUAUUAUUAUUACAAUGAAGACCUUAUUGUGUUGUAACUUUUCACCUUUAAAUUUGCACAUACAGUACCGAUACUUAAACAUCCCCUGUUGCUGCUUAUAAUCCUAAGCCUGCAGGCAUGAUGACAUGUACAUUUGUAUGGCUCAGACCCUCGAAAUUCACAUUGCUUGUGUAGCAGAUUUAAGUUUGAGGUCUGAGAGAGAAUACAGCAAAGGUGGGACCUAUUGGGCAGCAGCAGAGCAUACAACUGCUGUGGAGGAAUACAAUGCGAAUUGCAUUGAAACAUUUGAGCCGAACAUGUAUUAGUUACAGACAGCAAUCAGACAUUCUAACAAGGAAAAAAGGCAAGAAAUGACAGAAGGCAGAGUUUCUAUCUUUACAGUAAAAGCUGAGAUUUCUGGGACUGAGUAUUCCCUAUUCUAUACAUUUCUAAGGGGCAAUUUAAGAUAAUUAUUUUUUUUUCCUUUUUUAAAAUGAGUGCAAGAACAUAAACGAAAAUGCUUAAUUUAUUUUAAGUAGCUAAAAUGGUAUAUAACCAAUUAAUUUUAAUCGUCUUCUAAACUGAAAUCCUCUGUAGAAAUGGGACAAUUAAAGUUCUGACUCGACUCUGCCUUAGGGAUGACCACGAAGGAAAGAAAAGACUGUUCCGCCUCCUCCACUGUCGUGGGUUUGGCUUGUCUGUCGAACACAUACUAAGUACAUUCAGCCCACGGUGUAAUGGCCAUUUUGAUGGUCUGAGAGCAACGUACAAUGACUAGUCUACAUUAGGUAAUCCCGGCUUCCAAUUAUUUGGUUACGAGAUGACAAAUAAUUAUACCUUUGGUUAUAAUUACACCGACUCUCAUCACGAUGUGAUUGCCAUCCCCUGCGUAUGAGGGUUUAUGUUUUUAUGUGAUUUAUUAUUCUCAAAGAGUUGAUGGUGGUGGGGAAAAGAAUUGCAUGUCAGUGUGAGUGAUUAGAUUUGAACAGAGCCCCUGCAUACACUUUGCAUCUACGAAAGGCUUAAAUUACACUUAGUUUGGAAGCGGGGCACAAGAAUGCUCCAGAGAUCUCUCGGCACAGAAAUAAAACACGGGCCUGCUCUCUCUCUCUUUCUCUCUCCCUCGCUCUGUCUCCCUCCUUCCAUCUCUCACCCUCUCUCUCCAUCUCUCUCUCUCUCUCUCUCUCAUGAUCAGUAUGCAACUGUAGAAGAGCUGCUAUUGUAAGACUGAUUUCUUCUGCGAAAGCUGCUUGAAUCUGCCGUCCGCCGCACAGAAAGAACCGGGCUGGGUGUCAGAUCCCAGGGCAUCAAUGUCUUAGUUGGAGAUGGAAGGGGUGUGCACACUGGAAUGGGACAUGAAAUCGCUCAUUGUGUGUUUCAUUUAGGAACCUCUGCUGUUGCCUUUGUACUACGUUCUGGCUCAGUGUACUACAAUGUGACGACAUGCUUUUUUUUUUUUUUUUUUUUUAAAGUGAGACCGUUUUAGCAGUGCACUAAAUGUACAAUAAAAAAAAAUAAAACAAUGAUGAAGUUUA